Messenger RNA from Pogoniulus pusillus (Red-fronted tinkerbird), 1522 nucleotides. RefSeq names its product fibrinogen gamma chain (gene FGG). Gene Ontology annotation, cellular component: fibrinogen complex. Gene Ontology annotation, molecular function: signaling receptor binding. The transcript has 10 exons. Lineage: Eukaryota; Metazoa; Chordata; Aves; Piciformes; Lybiidae. Gene Ontology annotation, biological process: protein polymerization; blood coagulation; platelet activation. Bases 6 to 1316 code for a protein of 436 amino acids. The record is from RefSeq and is a predicted model, not a curated record.
CAGACAUGAUGGUGCUGAGAUUAAGCAGCUGGGCUCCUCUGGGACCUUUCCUCUCCCUGCUCUUUUCCACUAGCAUGGCGUAUGUUGCUACCAGAGAAAACUGCUGCAUUUUAGAUGAACGAUUUGGUAGCUACUGCCCAACGACCUGUGGCAUUGCAGAUUUCUUUAAUAAGUACCAUCUCACUGUGGAUGGUGAGCUGCAGGAAAUUGAGAGAAUGUUGCGGCAAAUUACUAACUCUACAGGAACAACCGAACAUGUGAUUCAGCACAUCCAAGGCCUCUAUCCUGCAGAGAAGCAGACACUACCAAAUUCAAUUGAUGAUUUUACUAAAAAGUCCAAGAAAAUAAUUGAAGAGAUUAUCAGAUAUGAAAACACUAUUUUGUCUCAUGAAAGUACUAUACAACAGUUGACAGAUACACAUAUACUGAACAGCAACAAGAUUGCACAGCUGAAAGAGAAGAUUUCCCAUCUUGAGACACUGUGUCAAGAGCCUUGCAGAGACACGGCUGAAAUCCAGGAGACAACUGGAAGAGAUUGUCAAGACAUUGCAAACAAAGGUGCCAGGAAAAGUGGUCUUUACUUUAUCAAGCCUCAAAAAGCCAAGCAGUCAUUCCUUGUCUACUGUGAGAUUGACUCAUAUGGCAACGGCUGGACGGUGUUACAGAGGAGACUGGAUGGGAGUGAAGACUUCAAGAAAAACUGGGUUCAGUACAAGGAAGGAUUUGGUCAUCUGUCUCCAGAUGACACCACAGAAUUCUGGCUGGGCAAUGAAAAGAUUCAUUUAAUAACUACACAGUCCGCUCUACCAUACACGUUACGAGUAGAACUGGAGGACUGGAAUGGCAAAAAAAGCACUGCUGACUAUGCUGUAUUCAAAGUGGGAAGUGAAGAUGACAAGUACCGACUGACUUAUGCCUACUUUAUCGGUGGUGAAGCUGGGGAUGCCUUUGAUGGCUUUCAUUUUGGAGAUGACCCAAGUGACAAAUCCUUUACCUUUCAUAAUGGCAUGCGGUUCAGUACCUAUGAUAACGACAAUGAUAACUAUGCUGGCAACUGUGCUGAGCAAGAUGGAUCUGGAUGGUGGAUGAACAGAUGUCACGCUGCCCACCUCAAUGGCAAAUAUUAUAUAGGUGGUGUGUACACAUCAAAUGAUGCUGGUCCUUCUGGAUAUGACAAUGGCAUUAUCUGGGCAACCUGGCGUGACCGCUGGUACUCUAUGAAGAAAACUGCAAUGAAAAUCAUUCCAUUCAACAGACUAUCAGUAGAUGGACAGCAGCACAACUUAGGCAGUGCCAAACAGGUUGGAGACUCGUAAGGGGACAAUUUCACAAAGACUGGUCUGACAAAUAUUUUGUCUUAGUCACCAAACUAACAUAAUACUACACAGUUCAGCUUUGACGAUAAAACACUGUUGACUGUAGAAUGCCCAGGCCUGUUCCCUGAGCAGUGCUUACCUCCCUACAUGGUUGUUAUUUUUUUGGUGUACAAAUUCUCAAUAAAAUUUUGAUUAUUACAAAACAA